Maudiozyma barnettii is the source of this 831-nucleotide messenger RNA. RefSeq names its product amino acid starvation-responsive transcription factor GCN4 (gene GCN4). NCBI's taxonomy places the organism in Eukaryota, Fungi, Ascomycota, Saccharomycetes, Saccharomycetales, Saccharomycetaceae. Gene Ontology annotation, molecular function: DNA-binding transcription factor activity, RNA polymerase II-specific; RNA polymerase II cis-regulatory region sequence-specific DNA binding. The transcript has a single exon. The record is from RefSeq and is a predicted model, not a curated record. Bases 1 to 831 code for a protein of 276 amino acids. Gene Ontology annotation, biological process: positive regulation of cellular response to amino acid starvation. Gene Ontology annotation, cellular component: transcription regulator complex.
AUGUCCAAUUACAAUACUACCUUAUUCGCUAGAUCAACUGUCGAUCAAAUAGAUCCAGUUGAUUCAAUUUCUACUAAUGUUGCUCCUAUGAUUAAGUCAGAAGGUAUAAUCGAUGAUAAUGAACUUUUAUUUCAUCAAUCAAACAAUACUGUUAAACCUGAAAUGUCUUUUUCUUUGGAGUUAACUAAUAAUAACAAUGAUCAUCUUAAUAAUGAUGAAUUAGAUUCUGCUGUCGUCGAUGCAUUCUUCUCUUCAAGUACUGAUUCAACUCCAAUGUUUGAAUACGAUACUAUUGAAACUAGUAACAACGAUCCAAAGGAAUGGACUUCUCUAUUCGAUAACGAUAUUCCUGUUGUUACAGAAGAGGAUGUCAUGUCAAAUGAUAAAGCUGUCGAAGCUACUGAGGCUAACGUCUCUGGUCUUGAAUCCUUUGAAAUGGCUUCAAUGACUUCGUUCUUACCAACUCCAAUCAUUGAAGAUGAAGAAUUACUAUCAAUGAAAACAAAAUCUAUUAAAAAAAAUGCUGCUCUUACUGGUCGUAUCUCCAAGAAAUCUUCUUGUUCUACUACAAAUGACAAGAUCGAUCAUCUUGGUGUUGUUGCUUACAAUCGUAAAGCUCGUACUGCUCCUUUAACUCCGGUAAUUACUGCUUCUGAUGAUCCAGUCACUUUGAAAAGAGCUAGAAACACAGAAGCCGCAAGACGUUCUCGUGCUAGAAAAUUACAAAGAAUGAAUCAAUUAGAAGAUAGAGUAGAAACUUUAUUAUCUAAAAACUCCGAAUUAGAAAACGAAGUUGCAAGAUUAAAAAGUCUAUUAAGUCAACAACAUUAA